Messenger RNA from Cynoglossus semilaevis (tongue sole), 1216 nucleotides. RefSeq names its product G-rich sequence factor 1-like. Gene Ontology annotation, molecular function: RNA binding. The transcript is spliced from 11 exons. The record is from RefSeq and is a predicted model, not a curated record. NCBI's taxonomy places the organism in Eukaryota, Metazoa, Chordata, Actinopteri, Pleuronectiformes, Cynoglossidae. The annotation marks the transcript as partial.
AUGUCUGUUGGUGAUCUGAUUGAAGCAACCAACACCAUUGUCCCCAAAGAGUGGUCUCGACACACCCAAAGGGACACAUCCUGGCAGCAGGCAAACAACCCAACAUAUAUCGACGCAAUAGGGGUUCCCCGUGGGGUACCAGACGAUGUCGAAGUUGAUCAACGAAUCCGGGGUGGUAAAACCUUACCACGACAGUACACAGACUGUCAGGUCCAGCCUGCGGUGGAAAUCGGACAGUUCCGCUUCUGUAACAAGGGGUUCACUGGCUUUCCACAGGCUGAAUCGUCUUAUGUGGAUGAGUACCCACCACUGCCAGCCUACCAGUUUGAUGAGCCGGGAAAUAAGGUGUUUAUAGUGCAGGUGAAAGGUCUUCCAUGGUCGUGCUUAGCACAGGACUUUAUGGAGUUUUUUUCAGAGUGCAGAAUCCGUGAUGGGCUGAGUGGAAUCCACCUGACUGUGGACAGACUGGGGAGGCCGUCAGGACGAGCCUUCAUUGAGAUGGAGCACAGAAAGGACGUAAGCAAAGCUUUAGAGCAGCACCAUCAGUACCUCGGUUCAAGAUACGUAGAAGUAUUUGAAGUGACGAAGAGUGAUGCCGAAGCCAUUCUAAAGAAAGCCCUACAGGCGGCUGCAGAUGACAGUGCCGUGGUCCGACUUAGGGGUCUGCCCUUCACAUGUACGGAGGACGACAUCGUCCAGUUCUUUACAGGUUUGGAUAUAGUGGAGAAUGGAAUCACCUUUGUCACAGACUUCACAGGGAGGACGUCUGGAGAAGCCUUUGUCCAGUUUUCCUCUCGGCAGGAAGCAGAAAGACAGAAUGAAGCUCUCCAGAGAGAUAAAGACUUUAUAGGGAACAGGUACAUUGAAGUGCUUACCAGUGCAAGUGAUGAGAUUCACUCAAGCUGGAAGAGUAGGAAGAAUUCAGCAUCUGCACAGAAGAGUUCACAGUUGGCCAGCAGAACUCCCUCUGUCCCAAAACACAACACUGAAACUGGAUCUCUACAGAUCUCACCUGCAAUGCUUCAUUGUUUCCAUAUGAGAGGUCUCCCUUUUAAGACAUCUGCAGAAGACAUUGUGAAGUUUUUCUCCCCUCUACCUGUAUCCAGCAUCCUGAUUGAAUAUGAUGCUAAUGGGAGGCUGAAUGGAGAGGCUGAUGUUCACUUUAGCUGCCACCAGGAUGCUGUGGCUGCCAUGUCCAGAGAUAAACACUACAUAG